Molecule: messenger RNA, 5740 nt
Organism: Tupaia belangeri chinensis (Chinese tree shrew)
Lineage: Eukaryota; Metazoa; Chordata; Mammalia; Scandentia; Tupaiidae
Gene: ARHGEF17
Product: Rho guanine nucleotide exchange factor 17
Exons: 21
Biological process (GO): actin cytoskeleton organization
Molecular function (GO): protein binding; guanyl-nucleotide exchange factor activity
Source: RefSeq, a predicted model, not a curated record
GGGCGCCGGCAGCAGCAGACACUGGAGCGGGCGCAGCGUCCGGCGGAUGGUUUACAUUCUUGGCAUAGCUUCUCCCAACCGCAGGCCGGGGCCCGGGCCUCCUGCUCCUCCUCCUCCUCCAAUGCCUCCUCCUAUCCUGUCAGCCACAGGCAGGCUGCCAGCUCCAGCGAGGAGGAAGAGGAGGGCCCGCUGCCGUCGCCUGGGGCUCCCAGGCCGGCCUUCCACGGCGGCCACUCCUCGGGCAGUGACGAGGACCAAGUCGGUGAGGGCGGCCACCGCCAGGGAGGGAGGCCAAGGCUCAGGCCUGGAAGCUCCCUUUUGGAUCAAGACUGCAGGCUGGACAGUGAUGGGUUAAACCUGGGCAGCAUGGACUCUUCAGGAGGAGCCAGGAGUCCUGAGCCCCCAACAUCUCCAAGAGUCCCUAGCGAGGAGGGGCCUCGAGAACUGGGUACUGGCUCCCCGCCCUGCGUCCCAGGCCCCCAGGAGGGACUGCGGCCUGUGUCUGACACUGUGGGAGGAGCUUUCCGUGUGGCCAAGGUGAGCUUUCCGGCAUACCUGGCCAGCCCGGCAGGCUCCCGCGGCAGCAGUCGCUAUUCCAGCACGGAGACCCUCAAGGAUGAGGACCUGUGGUCUAGCCGUUCUGGGGGCUGGGGCAUGUACCGCUCUCCCAGCUUUGGAGCCGGGGAAGGGCUCCUACGGCCCCAAUCUCGAACCAGGGCCAAGGGACCUGUGGGCGCCACCAGAGCUUUGAGGGAUGGAGGACUGGAGCCUGACAAGAGCCGACAGCGGAAGUCCCUGUCGAAUCCAGAUAUUGCUUCGGAGACCCUGACGCUGCUCAGUUUCCUGCGCUCAGACCUUUCAGAGCUUAGAGUCCGCAAGCCAGGUGGGAGCCCUGGGGACCCUGGGAGCAGCCCCUUAGAUGGCAGAGACUCCCCAUCUGCAGGUGGCCCGAUGGGGAAACUCGGACCCAUGCCUGCCCCAGCCCCAGCAUCACCUGGCAUCCGCCCUACACUGAAGGACUUGACUGCCACCCUGCGGAGGGCAAAGUCUUUUACCUGCUCUGAGAAGCCCGUGCCCCGCCGCCUUGCCCGUGCCAGCGCCCUGAAGCCCAGCUCCUCUGAGCUCCUGUUGGCAGGCCCUGGCGCUGAGGAGGACCCACUGCCCCUGGUUGUCCAAGAUCAGUAUGUGCAGGAGGCCCGCCAAGUUUUCGAGAAGAUUCAGCGCAUGGGAGCCCAGCAGGAGGAUGGAAAUGAUGUCCCCCCUGGAAGCCCUGACUGGGCAGGACACUUGACCUGUGGACAGCGGUCCCAGGAGGAGCUCUCGGGCCCUGAGUCCAGCCUGACAGAUGAGGGCAUCGGAGCAGACCCUGAGCCUCCCGUUGCAGCCUUUUGUGGCCUGAGUACAACCGGGGUGUGGCGACCCCUUUCCUUGUCCUCAGCCCAGACAAAUCAUCAUGGACCCGGGACUGAGGACAGUCUGGGUGGGUGGACCCUGGUGUCCCCUGAGACGCCUCCCACACCAGGUGCCCUCCGCAGGCGGCGCAAAGUCCCACCUUCAGGCCUUGGUGGGAUUGAACUGAGCAAUGGGGAGGCAGGUGAGGCCUACAGGUCCCUGAGUGACCCAAUUCCCCAGCGCCACCGGGCUGCUACCUCUGAGGAGCCCUCUGGGUUCUCUGUGGACAGCAACCUCCUGGGCUCCUUGAGCCCUAAGUCAGGGCUUCCAGCAACCCCAGCCAUGGAUGAGGGCUUGACCAGUGGCCACAGUGACUGGUCUGUGGGCAGCGAAGAGAGCAAGGGUUACCAGGAGGUAAUUCAGAGCAUCGUUCAGGGACCUGGUGCCUUGAGGCGUGUGGAGGAUGAUAGGGCUGCUGGCAAGGCCCCCAAGAAGAAGUCUCUGAGUGACCCCAGCCGCCGUGGGGAGCUGGCUGAUUCUGGAUUUGAGGGCCCCGGAGGGGAGCCCAUUAGAGAGGUCGAGCCCAUGCUGCCUCCAUCCAGCAGUGAACCCAUUCUUGCCGAGCAGAGGCCAGAGCCAGAAGAGCCUAGUCCUGCCAGGGGCCGGGCACAGUCAGAGAGGGUCCUGCCUGAGGCCCCACCAGCCUCUGCUGCCCGUCGCGACUUCCACCUCGACCCCAAGCUGGCGAAUGUUCUGUCCCCAAGGCUCAUCCGCCGAGGAUCCAAGAAGCGCCCAGCCCGGAGCAGUCACCAGGAGCUUCGUAGAGAGGAGGGCAGUCAGGACCAGGCUGGGAGCCCUUCUGGGGCCCGGCCCUCCUCCAAACAUGUUCGCCAUGCCAGCGUGCCCGCCACCUUCAUGCCCAUUGUGGUGCCUGAGCCGCCGGCCUCCAUGGGCCCACCUGUGACUGUACCGGAGCCCAUGGGCUUCCCUGCCCGAGGCCACCCCACAUUGCAGGCACCGUCACUCGAGGACGUCACCAAGCAGUACAUGCUGACUCUUCGCUCGGGUGAGGUCCCUGUCCCAGGGCCUGUGGACAUGCCCUGCUUGACCUCAGUCGCACCACCCUCCACUGAGGCCAAGCGCCCAGAGGCAGCCCGAGCUCCAGAUGAGCCUACCCCAGCCAGCAAAUGCUGCAAGCCACAGGUGGACAUGCGGAAGCACGUGACCAUGACCCUGCUGGACACGGAGCAGUCAUACGUGGAGUCACUGCGCACACUGAUGCAGGGCUACAUGCAGCCACUGAAGCAGCCGGAGAACUCCUUGCUGUGUGACCCGUCGCUGGUGGAUGAGAUCUUCGACCAGAUCCCUGAGCUUUUAGAGCACCACGAGCAGUUCCUGGAGCAGGUGCGACACUGCGUGCAGACCUGGCAUGCCCAGCAGAAGGUGGGCGCCCUGCUCGUCCAGUCGUUCUCCAAAGACGUCCUGGUAAACAUCUACUCCGCCUAUAUCGACAACUUCCUCAAUGCCAAGGAUGCCGUGCGGGUGGCUAAAGAGGCGAGGCCUGCCUUUCUCAAGUUCCUGGAGCAAAGCAUGCGUGAGAACAAGGAGAAGCAGGCGCUGUCUGACCUCAUGAUCAAGCCCGUGCAGCGGAUCCCACGCUACGAGCUCCUGGUGAAGGACCUUCUGAAGCACACACCUGAGGACCACCCGGACCACCCGCUCCUGCUGGACGCACAGCGGAACAUCAAGCAGGUGGCCGAACGCAUCAACAAGGGUGUGCGGAGCGCAGAGGAGGCAGAGCGGCAUGCCCGCGUGCUGCAGGAGAUCGAGGCACACAUCGAGGGCAUGGAGGAUCUCCAGGCCCCUCUGCGGCGGUUCCUACGGCAGGAGAUGGUCAUCGAGGUGAAGGCGAUCGGUGGCAAGAAGGACCGGUCCCUCUUCCUGUUCACGGACCUCAUCGUCUGCACCACCCUGAAGCGGAAGUCGGGCUCCCUGCGGCGCAGCUCCAUGAGCCUGUACACGGCAGCCAGCGUCAUCGACACGGCCAGCAAAUACAAGAUGCUGUGGAAGCUGCCUCUGGAAGAUGCGGACAUCAUCAAAGGAGCAUCCCAAGCCACCAAUCGAGAGAACAUACAGAAGGCCAUCAGCCGCCUGGAUGAGGACCUGACCACCCUGAGCCAGAUGAGCAAGCUCUCAGAGAGCCUCGGUUUCCCCCACCAGAGCCUGGACGACGCACUGCGGGACCUCUCGGCCGCCAUGCACCGGGACCUGUCAGAGAAGCAGGCGCUGUGCUACGCACUCUCCUUCCCACCCACCAAGCUCGAGCUGUGCGCCACACGGCCCGAGGGCACCGACUCCUUCAUCUUCGAGUUCCCCCACCCCGAUGCCCGCCUCGGCUUCGAGCAGGCCUUCGAUGAGGCCAAGAGGAAGCUGGCAUCCAGCAAAAGCUGUCUAGACCCUGAGUUCCUGAAGGCCAUCCCCAUCAUGAAAACCCGCAGCGGCAUGCAGUUCUCAUGUGCAGCACCCACCCUGAGCAGCUGCCCGGAGCCCACGCCCGAGGUGUGGGUGUGCAACAGCGACGGCUACGUGGGCCAGGUGUGCUUGCUCAGCCUGCGCGCCGAGCCCGACGUGGAGGCCUGCAUCGCCGUCUGCUCGGCCCGCAUCCUCUGCAUCGGGGCAGUGCCCGGCCUGCAGCGCCGUAGCCACCGGGAGAGGCCUUCGUCGCUGAGGAGGGCCCCUGAGACCGCACCAGAUCCCUCUGGGUCAGAGCUGGACGUCGAGGCCGCUGCAGACGAAGAAGCAGCGACACUGGCGGAGUCGGGGCCCCAGCCCUGCCUGCACAUCUCCAUUGCAGGCUCUGGCCUGGAGAUGGCGCCAGGCCCUGUCGAGGGCGACCCCCGCCCAGAGCUGGUGCCCUUUGACAGUGACUCUGACGACGAGUCUUCCCCCAGCCCCUCCGGGACUCUGCAGAGCCAGGCCAGCCGGUCCACUAUCUCCUCCAGCUUCGGCAAUGAGGAGACCCCGAGCUCCAAGGAGGCCACGGCAGAGACCACCAGCUCCGAGGAGGAGCAAGAACCUGGCUUCCUGGCGCUGUCUGGCUCCUUCGGGCCUGGAGGUCCCUGUGGCUCCAGCCCAAUGGACGGGCGGGCCCUUCGUCGCUCCAGCCGAGGCUCCUUCACCCGCGGCAGCCUGGAGGACCUGCUGAGCGUCGACCCCGAGGCCUACCAGAGCUCCGUGUGGCUGGGCACUGAGGAUGGCUGUGUCCACGUGUACCAGUCCUCUGACAGCAUCCGCGAUCGCAGGAACAGCCUGAAGCUCCAGCACGCAGCCUCUGUGACCUGCAUCCUGUAUCUGAAUAAUCAGGUGUUUGUGUCUCUGGCCAAUGGAGAACUCAUGGUCUACCAAAGGGAAGCAGGCCGCUUCUGGGACCCCCAGAACUUCAAAUCGGUGACCCUGGGUGCUCAGGGGAGCCCCAUCACCAAGAUGGUGUCCGUGGGCGGGCGGCUUUGGUGUGGCUGUCAGAACCGAGUCCUGGUCCUGAGCCCCGACACGCUGCAGCUGGAGCACACGUUUUACGUGGGGCAGGAUUCAAGCCGAAGUGUGGCUUGCAUGGUGGACUCCAGCCUGGGCGUGUGGGUGACCCUGAAAGGCAGUGCCCACGUGUGUCUCUACCAUCCAGACACCUUUGAGCAGCUGGCCGAGGUGGACGUCACCCCUCCCGUGCAUAGGAUGCUAGCAGGCUCCGACGCCAUCAUCCGGCAACACAAGGCCGCCUGCCUACGGAUCACGGCGCUGCUGGUGUGCGAGGAGCUGCUGUGGGUAGGCACCAGUGCCGGCGUCGUGCUCACCAUGCCCACCUCGCCUAGCACCGUCAGCUGCCCGCGGGCGCCCCUCAGCCCUGCUGGCCUCGGCCAGGGACACACCGGUCACGUCCGCUUUUUGGCUGCUGUCCAGCUACCAGAUGGCUUCAACCUGCUGUGCCCAACCCCACCACCUCCCCCAGACACAGGUCCCGAGAAGCUGCCAUCUCUGGAACACCGGGACUCCCCUCGGCACCGCAGCCUGGCCUCGGCCAAGCCUAAAAUGCUGGUUAUCAGUGGAGGUGACGGCUACGAGGACUUCCGACUUAGCAGUGGGGGUAGCGGUGGCAGCAGCGAGACCGUGGGCCGGGAUGACAGCACGAACCACCUCCUCCUAUGGAGAGUGUGACCCUGUCACUGUGGCCAGACUCUCCCACCCUGCUGCCCACAGCCUACUCACCUUUUCCUAGCCACACGCUGAUGGUGACAGUGUCUGUCGGGGCACCCGUGCCUGCGUGGCUCGCCCAUCCCCCUGGGAGGAUUCCUGC